Dovyalis caffra is the source of this 210-nucleotide messenger RNA. The record is from the annotation of a GenBank genome assembly. Lineage: Eukaryota; Viridiplantae; Streptophyta; Magnoliopsida; Malpighiales; Salicaceae.
AUGGAGGACAGUUCACUGUUUGUUGUCAAGAAGAUUGCAACACGCUUGAGGAGUCGAAAGAGUCAAGGAUUAGGAAGGGAACCAUGCAUUAUCCUUCCUUCUCAGAAAGUGGGAGAAUUGCUGGCUUUAGCCAGGAAAAUGCAACGGGCCAGUAAACUUGGACUGCGUUCAGAAACAUACAGCUAUUUGAUGAUUACUUUUAGCGCAUAG